AGUCCCACUCCAAGGCCAGCCCUAUUCGAUUCAAGCCCUAGCCCUAAUGCCCUAUUCGAUUCGACAUUCGAUCCAAGAGAGAGCCAGCACUAGAGACCCUUCUUCUUCGACCCUUCGCGAGUCCAUCUUCGAUCCUUCGAACCAGUGGGAGCUUCCUGAGUUCAUCUUCAACACUUCGAACCAGUAGGAGUCUUUCGUGAGUUCGUCAGGAGCUUCGUGAGUUCGUCAUCGACCCUUCGAACGAGUUGGUCUUCCACACUGCGAACCAUCAGAAGCCCUUCGCGAGUUCGUCAGGAGCUUCGUGAGUUCGUCGUGGACAUUUCGAACCAGAAGCUCUUCGCAAGCUCGUCUUCGAGCCAUCGUGAUUUCAUCUGCUUCGAAGUUCGAAUUUGUCUACUCGAAACAGGUCUUUAAGGUUUGGAGAUGGGGGCCAAGGGGAAGAAGCUCAUGAAGAAGAAAUUAAACAAGGUGUCUGUCGAUUUUUCGGUUUCUAGUGAUAAAAACGAAGUUUCUGAUUUCUUGCCGCUGGAAGGUGGUCCUGGGCGCAAAAUUCCUGAGCAAGAAAUACCUGAGAACACUGGCGCGGUCUUAUAUAUUGGACGGAUACCACAUGGGUUCUACGAGAAUGAAAUGGAAGGUUACUUUAAACAAUUUGGCACUAUCAAGAGACUUAGAGUUGCUCGGAAUAAGAAGACUGGAAAAUCCAAGCACUUUGGCUUCAUUGAAUAUGAGGAUUCACAGGUGGCUAGAAUUGUAGCUGAUUCUAUGCAUAAUUAUCUUUUGUUUGAGCACGUGUUACAAGUUAUCCCUAUUCCUCCGGAGCGUGUUCAUCCAAAUUUGUGGAAAGGUGUAAACCGUUGGUACAAACCACCGAACUGGGUUGCAAUUGAAAGGAAGCGGCACAACAAGGAAAGAACAUUGGGAGAGCAGAGGAAGCUGGUAGAGAGGAUCUUGAAACGGGAUAAAAAGCGGAGAAAGCGGAUAGAGGCUGCUGGUAUUGAUUAUGAAUGCCCGGAAAUUGUGGGUGACAUAGGGCCUGCUCCGAAGAAGAUAAGGUUUGAUUGAUAGGCCUUUUGCAGGACUGUAAGUGCUAUGCCCUUCCAUGAUAGUAGUUUUGGCUAGUAAGUUUGGUCAAAAACUGGAAUGACAUGGUUGCUUUUAACCUUCCUGCCAGGAUUGCUACACAAUACCCAACCCAUAUGCUUGUUUUGCACGAUGGACUCCAAACGCUCCUUGCGGAUUUGUAGAGGAUUUUUGCUGGGUAUUGCUGACUAGUCAUUAAGAUGCAAUGGGACAUGUGCUGCCUUUGGGGCGCCAGGGUUUUUUUUGCCAUCAGAAUGGGAGUAGUGUUUGUUUGUUCCCCCACCCCAGUGCGGGGAUCCUAUAAUUGGACCAUGCAUUGUUACUAUUAUUAUUAUUAUUAUUAUUAUUAUUAUUAUUAUUGUUUAAAUGAAGAAAUCUGAUCAGAGAAAAAUGUUAAACGGAUCCUGUUCGAAUUAGAUACAGGGUAUCUUCAUUCA
Messenger RNA from Malania oleifera, 1520 nucleotides. RefSeq lists its product as uncharacterized. The record is from RefSeq and is a predicted model, not a curated record. Lineage: Eukaryota; Viridiplantae; Streptophyta; Magnoliopsida; Santalales; Ximeniaceae. The transcript has 9 exons. Gene Ontology annotation, biological process: maturation of LSU-rRNA from tricistronic rRNA transcript (SSU-rRNA, 5.8S rRNA, LSU-rRNA). Gene Ontology annotation, cellular component: nucleolus. Gene Ontology annotation, molecular function: RNA binding. Bases 424 to 1065 code for a protein of 213 amino acids.